UAGGCGGAAGGUUAUACGGUGUAACGUUAUGCUUUUGCUAAUGUUAGUUGUCAAUGUGCAAGAUAAAGAAAAGGAAAAGAAAAAGUAAAGGAGAGCAAAACCUGCUUGACACUUGGCUGAUGCAGGAGAAGCUUGGUGGUGAUAUGGCAGCGGCAACUUGUUACACACGUUCCGCUGUUCGUUUCUCCAAUGUACAUAGUAGAAUAAUAAUAACAACAGUAAUUACGAUGAUGUUGUUGAGUUGGUGGCACCAGUAAACCAAAUAUUGUGCUGAGGAACGAAAAAAAAAAAGAAAGGAGAAAAACUAUUUAUACAACUAAACGAACAACAGCACCACAAGUUGCUGUUGAUUAGUGUGUGUGUGUGUGUGUGUAUAUAUAUAUAAUUUUUUUUUCUCUGUCGUGUGACCGUCGCAAAGUGCUAUUAAUAUUUCCAUCUACCUUUUUCCUCUUUACAUCAUCAUGGGUAGUGGAAGGUGUUCUUUAUCGCCGACCAAUACGGCAAUAAUGGUCAUUUUUGUCCUACAGCUGCUCAGCACUGUUGAACGCUUGAUAUUUGAUUUCCUGGGUUAUAUGUGGGCUCCAAUAAUGGGAAACUUUUUGCAAAUUAUCUGUGUGAUUAUUGGAAUAUUUGGUGUAUGUCAAUACAGACCUUGUCUUGUGGCUGUGUAUUCAAUAUGGAGUUUGCUAUGGAUAGGUUGGAAUAUUUUUGUCAUUUGUCUCUACUUAGAAAUUGGUAUAUUAAGCAGGACACGAGAAUUAUACAUUUUAAAUAUUGGAACAAAGAAUAAAAGCUGGUGGUUAGAACAUGGCAUUGGUUGUCAGGUGACAAAUAACACAUGGGAGAAAAAUUACCAUGGAGAAACCAGUAGACCAAUUCCACCUGAAGAAUUUGUAGAAGGGUGUCUUGUAGAAUAUUAUUAUGUUGAAUUCAUUCAUGCUGCUGUGCAGUGUUUGUUUUCAUUCUUUGGGUUUAUAAUUUCCUGCAUCACCAUCUACAUGUACACAGAAGAAGAUGAGAGCUCUACCAGUGUGAAUGAUGAAAUGGAGUUUGUCAAGAUGCGUUAUAAGUCACCAGCUCGAAACAGUUUCAAAAGCAGUUACCAUUAUGGCAUAAACCAUGCAACCAGUUUUGAUAGCCUUGGUGCCGGUGGCUCACCUAGUGUGAUCAGCUCUGAACAGCCCCCUAGUUAUGACAACCACAUGUACGACUCUACUGCUGCUUGCUACAGCACUCCAGCUAGUGGUGUUGGAGUAAGUAGAUCCACUGCUGCUAAUAAUCCUCUCUAUGCAACUGUUGAUCGCCAGAGCUUACGCAACAAGGCCAGUCAACGGUCGAAAUCUUCAAAAAAGGACACUAACAAGAGGAAAGACUUACCUUGGGUUCAUGUCAGCCCUUCGUCAAAUUACACAAAUCACCAGUUUACCAACUAUUAACAAUAACAUUAAAAACAAAAAGGAAGCUUGCAUUUUUAAAGAUAUUUUAAAAGGAACUUAUGAAAGCAAGCAAAAAUACUUUGUCUCUGAAACAAAAUGUUAGAGGCAGGGAAUAUGUAAAACAUUUUUUUAAAUAUGGAAAGAAAAAUCCCUAAGAGGUGUAUAAAUGUAUUUAAGAUAUGCAUUUUUUUACACUUGAGGGUAUUUUUCUUAUUCUUUGCCUUGCAUAUUUAAAAUGAGAUGUGAAUAAGCAAUUGUCCAGUUAAUGUUUAAAUUGAUGCUAUAACCUUGUCCUCGCAGCACAUCUGACAAAUUUCUCACUCCAGCUGCCACUAUACUUCUGGCAAGACUGGAAGAAAUCAGUGGCUACCACAGCUAACUACACUCCCAUUACCCUCUCAAAAAAUUAUAUAAGGAUCUAUUGAUCUUUGAUUUUGUCAUCUGCCAACCAUUGUUACAGACACAAUACAUAUACACCCAUAAAUGCAUAUGCACAUUCCAACAAUAUGCAGACCAGUAAUUACACACACACACACACACACACACACACACACUUACAUACUCAUGUAUACAUACACAAUCACACACAACUCUCACUUAAUGUAUUAAACUGUACUGUAGAUUGCCUGAAUGCAAGACUGGUUGUGGACACAAGUUCAAAUCUUGAUAUAUAUAUAUAAAGUACAUGCACAUACAAAACCUUAGUCCUUCUACCCACACCAAGUAACAAUAUCACUGUACCCCUCCUAGUACCAAACACUUGAUUAUACACCUCUCUUACUAUCAAUCUCCCCACUUCCUCAACCACCACUUUAAUAAACAUACCAUCCACUGCUAGGGGCAAGAUGCAAUCAUACUCUAACUACACUUACUUUUCAUUUGAAACCCUUUACCAAUUCUUUACUAAUGUUUUGCCACUAUUUCUAUCUGUUUAUGAAGCCUCAUAUGGAAAGGAGCAAAAAGGAAGGGAAGAGUAAAAAGUGAGAUGUUGUGGAGUAAAAUGAUGCAUUUCCCCCUCAGUUAUAAAUGUGGCAUACUGGAUGUUGUCUCAGCAGAUUGUCUAUUAGCAAUAUUCUGACAUUACUCAUUUAAUAUAUAUAUAUGUAUAUACACACAUAUAUACAUUGAUGUGCAAGCACACAUGCAUAUAUACAUUUGUGUGUCUGUGCACAUGCACUUAUUUUUGUAAGUGUACAAAGAAUCCAUAGAUGAGGUAUUAGUUUAGCUUUAAUGCUAAAUGUCACUGGGUAUGAAAUAUUUGGUGUGUGUAUAUGUCUAAUAAAUAUAUAGGAUACAGCUCUUCAUUUUUGCAUAUUUUGUUUAAUAUGCAACCAAAGAGUCUGUUUGCCAGUUUGGUGUUGAAUAAAACCUUCUGAAAGACCCUACACCAAACUAAUUAUUCUAUCAAAUACAUGCACAUACACUCUGUGUGUGUGUAUGUAUGUAUGUGUGUAUAAACAUAGGGCAUUAACACUAUACCUGUGUAUUUACAUGGAUGCUGGCAAUCUUCAAUAGACAGAAUGUGAGAGUAAUAAUAUUCAUAAAUAAAUUCAUGCAUGCAUACAGAUUUUUAUAUACACUCUCCAACACUGAAUGAUUUUGCAUUUCACACUUCAAAGAUUUUGCAUGUGAAACCAGUAACGUGUAUAUUCAUGCACACUGCAAUAAACAAAAUAUGCACCUCUGUACAUACACACUCACAUACUCUGACUAACUAUAUACACCCCCUGCACACAUACACAGCCACACACACACAUACACACACAUACAUCUAUUCAUAAAUGCUGUUAUAUUAAUGUAAAUAUUUUAAACAAAACUGAAACCAUUUAUUUACUACAACCAAAAGAAUCUGAGUCUUUCAUAUGUGAUCCAAGUUGCUUUAGCCCUGCUUUUCUUUCUCUCCCUGAAACAUAUACACACUUCCUUUCUCUCUAUUAAAGUCCUACAUCACUACAUUUACUAACAUCUGCACAGUGGUCUGUUAUAUACUAUUCUUACAACAGUUGUUUUUGACUGUAAUAUUCCAGCUUAUCAUUUGAAGGGGGCUUAUACAACUCUCACAUGAUGAGGUUUCCUGUUUUUUUAAAUUUUCUUUGGAUUUUCUUCCACAUCCCCACUCCAUACACACCCCUCAAAAAAAUUUACUAAAUGUUUAUUUUUUAUUUCUUUUUUAUUAACAGAAAAAAACAUUUAACUGAUUUUGAAAUUAAAAUUCACAAUUAUAUUAAAAAUUGUUAAAUGAAAAUUAUAUUGAAAAUUGUUAACUAUAAAACAAAAUGUUCAUAUAUAUAAAUAUUUAUGUAUGUAUAAAUAUAUAUAUAUAUAUAUAUAUAUAUAUAUAAAUAUAUAUAUAUGUGCAAAUUAACCUGUGCUGACAAAAUACUUAUCAAAAAAUAAUUAAAAAUAUUACUAAAA
Octopus bimaculoides (California two-spot octopus) is the source of this 3851-nucleotide messenger RNA. Its product is annotated as sodium/potassium-transporting ATPase subunit beta-1-interacting protein 2. The record is from RefSeq and is a predicted model, not a curated record. Gene Ontology annotation, biological process: regulation of sodium ion transport. NCBI's taxonomy places the organism in Eukaryota, Metazoa, Mollusca, Cephalopoda, Octopoda, Octopodidae.